Molecule: messenger RNA, 1440 nt
Organism: Coniosporium apollinis CBS 100218
Lineage: Eukaryota; Fungi; Ascomycota; Dothideomycetes
Exons: 3
Coding region: 1-1440 (479 amino acids)
Biological process (GO): tryptophanyl-tRNA aminoacylation
Cellular component (GO): cytoplasm
Molecular function (GO): ATP binding; tryptophan-tRNA ligase activity
Source: RefSeq, a predicted model, not a curated record
AUGGCGGAGAAGCCACCAGCAGGCCCAAAUGAUCUGGGCGAGCCCGUCUCCGUCGCGGCUCUCUCAAUUGCCGACAAAGCCACCGCACCCAAUGCCGCAGCAGAGCAGCAAAUAGAUCCCUGGUCCGUAUCUGCCGCAACAGACGAGCACGGCAAUAUUCUCGCUUUCGACUACGAGGCCAUCUCACGAAAAUGGAACACUAAGCUCAUCGACAACGCCCUCCUCCAGCGCUUCGAGUCACUAACAGGCCACAAACCGCACCGCUGGCUCCGACGCGGCCUCUUCUUCUCGCACCGCGACCUCGAAUCUAUCCUCGACGUCUACGAGCGAGGGGAGACCUUCUUCCUCUACACCGGCCGCGGUCCCUCCAGCAGCUCCAUGCACAUUGGCCACACGAUCCCCUUUGAGUUUACCAAGUGGCUGCAGGAUGUGUUCGACGUGCCGCUGGUCAUCAUGCUGACGGACGAUGAGAAGUUUCUGUUCAAGGAGGACCUGAAGCUGGAGGAGGUGAUCGGGUUCGCGAGGGAUAAUGCGAAGGAUAUCAUUGCCGUGGGGUUCGACGUCAAAAAGACGUUCAUAUACUCUGACCUCGAGUUUCUGGGGACGGCGGGAAAGCACAUGUUGCUCAACGCCUGGGAGUUCAGCAAAGGCAUCACAUUCAACCAAGUCCGGGGUGCAUUCGGCUUCGACGGAAGCACAAACACCGGCCGCAUCUUCUUCCCCAACCUCCAAUGCGUCGCCGCCUACGCAACCUCCUACCCCUUCAUCUGGGGUGACGACCCACUCUCCCCCGUGCGCUCCAAAAAGACCGCCGCAAUCCCCUGCCUGAUCCCCUGCGCCAUCGACCAAGACCCGUACUUCCGCCUCCUGCGCGACCACACCAAAUCCAUGUCCCACAAGAUCCCGCGGCCGGCGCUAAUCCACUCCAAGUUCCUGACCGCGCUGCAGGGCGCCGGGGGCAAGAUGUCCGCGAGCAAUCCGAACAGCGCGAUCUUCAUGAACGAUAGCGCGAAGGGGAUCAAGAACAAAAUCAACAAGCACGCCUUUUCCGGCGGACAGGAGACGCUAGAGCUGCAUAGAGAGAAGGGCGGGAAUCCGGACGUGGAUGUCGCGUAUCAGUAUCUGACCUACUUCUCCGACGACGACGAGAAGCUGGAGCGCCUGGCGAGGGAUUAUAGGAGCGGGGAGCUGCUGACGGGCGAUAUGAAGAAGGAGUGUAUUACCCUGCUGCAGGAGUAUGUAGGGUCGUUCCAAGAGAGGAGGAAAGCGGUCUCGGAGGAGGUGCUCAACGAAUUUAUGAGACCGAGGAGACUUGAGUGGGGUGGGAAUCCGAACCCCAAAAAGCCGCCGCCGAAGGAGGACGGGAAGGCGGGGAAGGAAGGUAAGAAAGAGAAGAAGGAGAAGGCGGAGGGUAAGAAGGAGCAGGCGAAGGGGGAAUGA